CCUUAUAGUUUUGGUGUGCCUCAUCUUCAGUGUCAUGUCUACCAUCGAUGACUACCGCUACUUUGCCAAUCAAGCACUCGUCUGGAUGGAGAUCGUAUUAGUGGUUUUCUUCGGAAUCGAAUACUUGGUCCGACUGUGGUCAGCCGGGUGCCGGAGCAAGUACGUCGGAUUCUGGGGGAGGCUUCGCUUUGCCAGGAAGCCCAUCUCCAUCAUCGACCUCAUCGUGGUGGUGGCUUCAAUCAUCGUACUCUGUGUCGGAUCGAAUGGGCAAGUCUUUGCAACGUCAGCCAUCAGAGGUAUCCGCUUCCUGCAGAUCCUCCGGAUGCUGCAUGUGGACCGUCAGGGUGGCACGUGGCGUCUCCUGGGAUCUGUCGUGUUUAUCCAUCGUCAGGAACUGAUCACCACGCUGUACAUCGGGUUCCUGGGCCUGAUCUUUUCCUCCUACUUUGUGUACCUGGUUGAGAAAGACGCAGUGAACGACAACGGGGAACAGCCCUUCGGGAGCUAUGCGGACGCCCUGUGGUGGGGGGUGGUCACAGUCACUACGAUCGGAUACGGUGAUAAGGUCCCUCAGACAUGGAUUGGCCGAACAAUCGCAUCCUGCUUCUCCGUUUUCGCAAUCUCGUUCUUCGCUCUUCCAGCAGGGAUCUUGGGUUCCGGUUUUGCUCUUAAAGUUCAGCAGAAACAGCGUCAGAAGCACUUUAACCGUCAGAUCCCGGCCGCUGCCUCCCUCAUUCAGACCUCGUGGCGAUGUUACGCAUCCGAGAACCACGAGUCAGCGACGUGGAAACUGUACGUCCGGCAACCGGUCAAGAUGUAUAUUGGCUCAUCCAGUCCCAAGCUGAAAAAAUCAGCGGUUAAAAGGAAGAAACUCAAGCCCGAGAAGGACAACGGGCCGACCUCGGAAAAGUCGCUGACGGUGCCGUACGUCACGUACGACCACGCCAUGGAGCUGGACGUUUGCAAACCAGAGACCUCCAACUCCGGGGCGUUCGAUUCAUCAGUGAAGAAGUCGCUGGGAAUGCUCGAUGCCAACACGGGAGCCAUCUCCAGAGCAAACAGCUUUGCUGACGAGCUUGACCAGAUCGAGGGAGAGCCCAUGCUGUACCCCAUCACCCACAUUUCACAGUUACAAGAGUCUCACCGUCUCGCCAUCAAGGUGAUCCGCAGGAUGCAGUAUUUUGUCGCCAAGAAAAAGUUUCAGCAAGCCCGCAAGCCCUACGAUGUCCGAGAUGUGAUUGAGCAGUAUUCCCAGGGCCACCUCGACCUGAUGGUGCGGAUCAAGGAACUGCAGAGAAGACUGGAGCAGUCGUUAGGAAAGCCGUCGAUGUUCCUGUCUGUCUCAGAAAAGAACCAAGAUCGGGGGAAGAACACGAUCGGAGCUCGACUGAGCCGAGUGGAGGAGAAGAUGGUGCACAUGGACCAGAAACUGAACAGCAUCAUGGACACACUAAGCCGUCUGGCUGCCGGUCAUCAGGCCCAAGGCCCGGCCCAACCACAAGCCAAUGCUCUGCAAGCCGCUUCUGGAUUGCACAACAACCUCCCCAGCUACGAGCAGCUGACCGUGCCUAGGAAUCGCCACAACAAAACAGCGUGACACCUGGGCUCCUUAACGUCCAUCGGUUUGCACCGUGCAAGGAAACACGAAGAGACGUCUCGGUUAUCUGGGGGGACACCGGCUGGUGAAGACAUGAGUUUGGAACUGCGUAAAACCUCCAAGGCUCAAACUCUUCUGGUAGCUAAAUGGAUGAGGACCUUGAAGAGCAUUAUACACCCAUUGAGGCUUAGGGUUUCUCUUGACCUCAGUGAACCUUUCCAAUUCUGGGUUUCGCAUCUCAGCAAACUAGCAGAGAAUGCGAUGGGUGCUGCCUCAGAACACCAGCCCCUUCAAGCCCCCUCCUCUGCCCCCCA
Callorhinchus milii (elephant shark) is the source of this 1911-nucleotide messenger RNA. RefSeq names its product potassium voltage-gated channel, KQT-like subfamily, member 1.1 (gene kcnq1.1). Gene Ontology annotation, molecular function: voltage-gated potassium channel activity. The record is from RefSeq and is a predicted model, not a curated record. Bases 35 to 1597 code for a protein of 520 amino acids. The transcript is spliced from 15 exons. NCBI's taxonomy places the organism in Eukaryota, Metazoa, Chordata, Chondrichthyes, Chimaeriformes, Callorhinchidae. Gene Ontology annotation, biological process: potassium ion transport; transmembrane transport. Gene Ontology annotation, cellular component: voltage-gated potassium channel complex; membrane.